GCGGAGGCUCUGCCUGUGCCUGAGCCGCCGCCGCUGCGCUGCUAUCUGCCCGCGCUGCCGGGCGGGCCGGAGCAGGGAGGGGAGAGCGGCUGCAGCCCCCCCCUGCCCGCCCUCCCCUCGCCGCCGGCGCGGAGCGGAGCAGAGGGGCGUGGAGAGGCGGCCCGGCGCGGCGGCUGCCCGCUCGGGCAGGGCGGACAGGGCAGGCAGGGCGGCGGCAGGGCAGGGAUGAGCCCCAGCGGCGCGGCCCGCUGAGCUCCGCCGCCAGCCGGGGUCUGGCCGGGCUGGGCUCGGUGUCCCCCGCGCCGGGAAGCGCGGCGGGGCCGGCCGGGGAUGCGCGGGGGAUCCCGCCGCGGCGCUCCGCCAGACACCGAGACGACCUGUGGAGAAGCCCCAUGAAGGUGACCAGCCAUGCAAUGUUCCUGGAAGGCUGUCCUCCUACUAGCCUUGGCAUCCAUUGCAAUUCAGUACACAGCAAUCCGGACCUUCACUGCCAAGUCUUUCCAGAGCUGCCCCAUCCCCAGCCCCGUGAACUGCAGCCCAAGCCAGGAGGCCGAGGCGGCCGAGAGGCUGUGCGAUGAGAGCCCCACGUUCUCGUACAACCUCUCCAGGAAGACUCACGUCCUCAUCCUGGCCACGACUCGCAGCGGCUCCUCCUUUGUGGGGCAGCUGUUCAACCAGCACUUCGAUGUCUUCUAUUUAUUUGAGCCCCUCUACCACGUCCAGUACACCCUGAUCCCAAAGCUGACCCAGAGCAAGAGCACGACGGACAGGAGGGUGAUGCUGGGGGCCAGCCGGGACCUGCUGAGGAGUCUGUACGACUGCGACCUCUACUUCUUGGAGAACUACAUCAAGCCCCAGCCCGUCAACCACACCACCGACCGCCUCUUCCGCAGGGGAGCCAGCAAGGCCCUGUGCUCGCCGCCCGUCUGCGAGUCUCUGGGAGGCGUCGACCUCCACCUGGAGGAGGGAGACUGCGUGAAGAAGUGCGGGACCUUGAACCUGACGCUGGCCACCGAGUCCUGCAGAGAGCACGGGCACGUGGCCAUCAAAACCGUGAGGGUGCCCGAGGUCAGCGACCUGCGGGCCCUGGUGGAGGACCCGCGGCUGAACUUGAAGGUCAUCCAGCUGGUGAGGGACCCCAGGGGGAUCCUGGCAUCCCGGAGCGAGACCUUCCGGGACACCUACCGGCUGUGGAGGAUCUGGGACGGCACCGGCAGGAAGCCGUACAACCUGGACGUCACCCAGCUCACCACGGUGUGCGAGGACUUCUGGAACUCCGUGUCCACCGGCCUCAACCGGCCGCCGUGGCUCAAGGGCAAGUACAUGCUGGUGCGGUACGAAGACCUGGCCAGGAACCCCAUGAAAAAGACGGAGGAGAUCUACGACUUCCUGGGCAUCCCCCUGGACAGCAACGUGGAGCGCUGGAUACAGAACAACACGCGAGGGGACAGGUCCUCCUCCAAGCACAAGUACGGGACGGUGCGCAACUCGGCGGCCACGGCGGAGAAGUGGCGGUUCCGGCUCUCCUACGAGAUCGUGGCCUUCACCCAGCACGCCUGCCGGCAGGUGCUGGCGCAGCUCGGCUACAGAACCGUCACCUCCGAGGAGCAGCUGAAGAACCUCUCCAUCAGCCUGGUGGAGGAGAGAGACUUUCUGCCCUUCGCCUGAGGCAGCCCUGGGUUUUGAUACGAACCGUUUCUAACUGUUGCCUUAUUUUCAUUAGUUUUGUUUCUUUCCUCCUCUCCCC
Dryobates pubescens (Downy woodpecker) is the source of this 1747-nucleotide messenger RNA. It is a transcript of the gene CHST1, whose product is annotated as carbohydrate sulfotransferase 1. NCBI's taxonomy places the organism in Eukaryota, Metazoa, Chordata, Aves, Piciformes, Picidae. Gene Ontology annotation, biological process: N-acetylglucosamine metabolic process; carbohydrate metabolic process; keratan sulfate proteoglycan metabolic process. Gene Ontology annotation, molecular function: N-acetylglucosamine 6-O-sulfotransferase activity; keratan sulfotransferase activity. The coding region runs from base 409 to 1668 and encodes 419 amino acids. The transcript is spliced from 2 exons. The record is from RefSeq and is a predicted model, not a curated record. Gene Ontology annotation, cellular component: Golgi membrane.